UACGAACAUUUUGGAACGAUAAACCUCGUCAAAAGGUCACAUCUUGUACCAUCCACCUGACUGCUACCCUAUCGAUUUCCCACACAAGGUUAUCGACCGUAGUCGUUGACAACCUACCCAAAACAACACACACAACCAAUCACCACCAUGUCCUCUCCCGUCACUGACUUUCCCGCCCCGGCCUCGUCCCUCCGCAUCCUCCUGCUCGGAGCCGGAGGCAGGGAACACGCCCUCGCCUACAAGCUCGCCCAGUCGCCCAAGGUCAGCAAGGUGUUCGUCUCGCCUGGGAACGGUGGGACGGCGGAUAUGCUCGGGGGCAAGGUCGAAAACGUCGAGGUCAAGUGGGGACAGCAAUUUGACGGGCUGGUAGCUUGGGCCAAGCAGAACAAGGUCGAUUUGCUCAUUCCUGGACCUGAGCAACCUCUGGUAGACGGUGUCGAGGGUGUCUUCCGCCAAGCCGGCAUCGCCGUCUUCGGUCCAUCCCCUGCUGCCGCCCUGCUCGAGGGUUCUAAAGCCCUCUCCAAAGCCUUCAUGGCCCGUCACUCGAUCCCCACGGCCGGAUUCGCCUGUUUCACCCCUUCGACCUACCAUGACGCGCUCUCUUACCUGGACACCUGCGGAUACCCUCGGGUCGUCAUCAAAGCUUCCGGACUCGCUGGUGGCAAGGGAGUGCUCAUCCCGGAGACUAUGGACGAAGCCAGGGCCGCCGUCAAGUCCGUCCUCGUCGACAUGGAGUUUGGGAACGCAGGGGAAGAGGUCGUCAUCGAGGAAUUCCUCACUGGCCCCGAGAUCAGCGUCCUGGCCUUUUGCGAUGGAUACACGUUCAAGUGUCUGCCUCCCGCGCAAGACCACAAGCGGAUAGGCGAAGGAGACGUCGGGCUGAACACUGGCGGGAUGGGAGCCUACGCCCCAGCUCCGGUCGGAGACGAAGAGAUCAUGCGUCGGAUCUCCUCGGAAUGCCUUGAACCCACCUUGAGGGGGAUGAGGAAAGAAGGACACCCGUUCUUGGGCAUGCUCUUUACCGGUUUCGUGCUCACCUCUUCCGGUCCGAAAGUCUUGGAAUACAACGUCCGUUUCGGAGAUCCCGAGACCGAGGCGCUCGUCUUGCUCUCUUCGGGUGACCUGGCCGAGAUCAUGCUCGCCUGUACCGAGAGGAGAUUGGAUUCCGUCGACAUCGACGUUCAACAGGGGAAACACGCCGUCAGCGUCAUCCUUGCCAGCGGGGGAUACCCGGGAAGCUACCCCAAGGGGAAAAAGAUCACCAUCGAUACCGCCAACGUUCCCGAGGGCGUCCACGUCUUCCACGCGGGGACCAAGAAGUUGGAGGACGGAUCGAUCGUCACGGAUGGAGGGAGGGUCAUGGCCGUCUGCGCUGCCGGGGAGACGCUCGAGCAGGCCGUACAACUCGCUUACAAGGGAGUGGACGCGGUCGAUUUCGAGGGCAAGACGUUUAGGCGGGAUAUCGCUCAUCGAGCUCUGGGCAAGGCGUCUUCGAGCGACAAGGGCGACUCGCUCACCUACGCCGCCGCUGGUGUAUCGGUCGACAACGGGAAUGCCCUCGUCGAUGCUAUCAAGCCCAUCGUCAAGGCUACCCGACGACCGGGUGCGGACGGCGAGAUUGGCGGAUUUGGGGGCGCGUUCGACCUCAAGUCGGCAGGCUUUAGGGACCCGGUGCUCGUCAGCGGGACCGACGGGGUCGGGACCAAGUUGAGGGUCGCACUCGAUUGCGGGAUCCACACCAGUGUCGGUAUCGACCUCGUCGCCAUGUCGGUCAACGACCUCAUCGUUCAGGGAGCCGAGCCGUUGUACUUCUUGGACUACUUUGCGUGUUCCAAGCUCGACGUGCCCGUCGCUGCCGAUGUCAUCACUGGGAUCGCCGAGGGGUGUCUCCAGGCCGGUUGCGCCUUGAUCGGGGGUGAGACGGCCGAGAUGCCGGGAAUGUACCACGGAGACGACUAUGACUUGGCUGGGUUCGCCGUCGGUGCGGUCGAACGCGAGUUGCUCUUGCCGCAGCGCAACAUCCAGGCCGGCGACGUCCUCAUCGGUCUCCCCUCGUCCGGGAUCCACUCGAACGGGUUCUCGCUCGUCCGCAAGGUCGUCGCUCGAUCUGGACUCGAAUACACCUCGCCCGCUCCUUGGGACACUUCGGUCACCCUCGGUCAAUCCCUCUUGGUCCCGACCAGGAUCUACAUCAAACAGCUCUUGCCCGCCAUCCGAGCCGGUAUGCUCAAGGGAAUGUCUCACAUUACCGGAGGUGGAUUCCUGGAGAACAUCCCUCGAGUGUUCCCCUCGGGUUCCAACUUGGGAUGCACGAUCGACGCUAAGGCUUGGGAUUUGCCCGCGAUCUGGAAGUGGAUCAUGAAGACUGGAAACAUUGAAGCCCUGGAGAUGGCCAGGACGUUCAACAUGGGUAUUGGCAUGGUCGUCAUUGUCGCUGCCGACAAGGCCGAGGCUGCUUUGGAGAGUAUCAGGAGCUCGGGUGAGCCCGGCGCCAUCGUGAUCGGUGCUAUCAAGGACGCUCAGGGUGUCCAGAUGCAGAACCUGGAAGAGUGGUCUUCGUGAGGCAUUGGACUGUUCCGGGUUUGUCUUGUUAAUGAUGAAUAGAUUGUUUGAUCGAAAGAUGGUUGCCACAUUGCCGGUUGGAUCAGUGCUUUACGACCGGGACGCCACAACGC
Messenger RNA from Filobasidium floriforme, 2675 nucleotides. Its product is annotated as putative Phosphoribosylformylglycinamidine cyclo-ligase. The transcript has 8 exons. The record is from RefSeq and is a predicted model, not a curated record. Gene Ontology annotation, molecular function: ATP binding; metal ion binding; phosphoribosylamine-glycine ligase activity. Gene Ontology annotation, cellular component: cytosol. Lineage: Eukaryota; Fungi; Basidiomycota; Tremellomycetes; Filobasidiales; Filobasidiaceae. The coding region runs from base 148 to 2562 and encodes 804 amino acids. Gene Ontology annotation, biological process: 'de novo' IMP biosynthetic process; adenine biosynthetic process.